Messenger RNA from Cylicostephanus goldi, 720 nucleotides. The record is from the annotation of a GenBank genome assembly. NCBI's taxonomy places the organism in Eukaryota, Metazoa, Nematoda, Chromadorea, Rhabditida, Strongylidae.
CUGGAUUCCGUGUAUUCCCUCUCAUCCCUUUGUAUUCUAGCGGCCAAUGUCUUGGUGAGCGAACAAGGUGAUGUGAAGGUGGCUGAUUUUGGUGUGGCUGGGCAGCUGACGGAAACAGUCAAGAAACGUAUUACGUUUGUUGGUUCACCGUUUUGGAUGGCUCCCGAGCUCAUAAAACAAGCCAGUUAUGACUACAAGGCUGACAUCUGGUCACUUGGAAUAACAGCCAUUGAAUUGGCUCAGGGUGAACCACCACAUUCCGAUUUGCAUCCGAUGCGGGUACUGUUUUUGAUACCAAAAAAUCCUCCACCACAACUGACCGGACCUCAGUGGUCACGAACUUUCAAGGAUUUUGUAGAAUUAUGUUUGAACAAGGAUCCGGAUAAUAGGCCAUCUGCAAGUGCUCUUCUGAAGCAUCCGUUUAUCAAGAAAGCGAAGAAAAAUGGAAUAUUGGUGGAGUUGAUUGAGAGAGCUAGGGAGUACCGGUCUCGAACUGGGGUCUCUUCCGACAGUGAUCUUGACGAGGACUCGGAUGGUGGAGGAGGGACAAACUCAUGGGAUUACCCAACCGUGCGUGGUAACGCAAAUGAGCGAAAUGAUGUUGGAUCUAGAGACGAGACUGUGAGACAACGUGAGCGGCAAACUCGUCCUGCUCUUUCUGAACGAACACAUGUAUCUGUGAAUGGUGAUGAUGAUAUCAGUCCUGGCGGAACCAUAGUC